AUGCGGGAGUCUGACCUCGUCGAGCUGCGCGUGCUGCCGAAGGUAUUCCCACAGCGCCCAUACGCGCGGCACACUGCCGGCCUUGGCGCCGGCGAUGGCGUCGGGGCGCCGUCAGCCAUGAACACUAGCGGUCUCCUUAGCGUGAAGGUGCUGGGACUCUACUGCUCUCGCAUCACCAGCGAGCAAGCUGCGUCAAACAAGGGGAGUGCGGCGGUGGAGCAGCUGUCACCGAGCGGAGUCGGUGACAGUCUGCACGGGGCCCUUGAGGGCGCGGGGAAGCGUCAUAUUUACGUCCGCGUGCAGUUUGACAAGACCCUCGUGGACACACUGCCGCUGGAGGUGAUGCGGGAGAAAUACCCGCAGGUGCUCAUAGACUACCUGCUCUCUACAGCUGUCUGGACGUAA
Molecule: messenger RNA, 405 nt
Organism: Trypanosoma grayi
Lineage: Eukaryota; Euglenozoa; Kinetoplastea; Trypanosomatida; Trypanosomatidae
Exons: 1
Coding region: 1-405 (134 amino acids)
Source: RefSeq, a predicted model, not a curated record